AUGCCGAUUAUCUGGCCCCCCUUCCGUCGUCUUGAACGCCAUAGUAUCAGCCCGCUUUCUUUCGAGCUGCAAGCACAGGGCUUCGGUCCUUCCUUUAAGCGUAACAUGACUGAUUGCCGAGGCUCGCUUACCGAACAGCAGCUCCAGAGUCUUCCCGAUGAAGAUCCUUUGAGUUUGCGAUGCGAAGUGGGGGAUCAGAACUAG
Messenger RNA from Bipolaris oryzae ATCC 44560, 204 nucleotides. RefSeq lists its product as uncharacterized. The transcript has a single exon. NCBI's taxonomy places the organism in Eukaryota, Fungi, Ascomycota, Dothideomycetes, Pleosporales, Pleosporaceae. Bases 1 to 204 code for a protein of 67 amino acids. The record is from RefSeq and is a predicted model, not a curated record.